AUGUUUCCUGGGAUGGGACCACGCCGCUUCCCAGCGACAGUGCAGGGAGCGAAGCGCGGACCUUUCAACCAGAGCUUUAUUAAUUCUCACGCGAGGGCCCUGGAAGGCGAUGGAGGUGGCGGCAAACUGCUCCCUGCGGGUGAAGAGACCUCUGCUGGAUCCCCGCUUCGAGGGUUACAAGCUCUCUCUCGAGCCGCUGCCUUGUUACCAGCUGGAACUUGACGCAGCUGUGGCAGAAGUAAAACUUCGAGAUGAUCAGUAUACACUGGAACACAUGCAUGCUUUUGGAAUGUAUAAUUACCUGCACUGUGACUCCUGGUAUCAAGACAGUGUCUACUACAUUGAUAACCUUGGAAGAGUUAUGAACUUAACAGUGAUGCUGGACAGUGCCUUAGGAAAACCACGAGAGGUGUUCCGACUUCCCACAGACUUGACAGCCUGUGAUAACCGCCUCUGUGCAUCUGUCCAUUUCUCAUCGUCUACCUGGGUGACCUUGUCAGAUGGAACUGGAAGAUUGUAUGUCAUUGGAACAGGUGAACGCGGAAAUAGUGCUUCUGAAAGAUGGGAGAUUAUAUUUAAUGAAGAGCUUGGGAGUCCUUUUAUCAUAAUUCAUAGCAUUUCAUUGUUGAAAGCUGAAGAACAUUCAGUAGCUACCUUACUUCUUCGAAUAGAGAAAGAGGAAUUGGAUCUGAAAGGAAGUGGUUUUUAUGUUUCUUUGGAGUGGGUCACUAUCAGUAAGAAAAAUAAAGAUCAAAAAUAUGAAAUUACUAAGCGUGAUAUUCUCCGUGGGAAGUCAGUACCACAUUAUGCUGCUAUUGAGCCAGAUGGAAGUGGUCUAAUGAUUGUCUCCUAUAAGGCUUUCAAAUUUGUUCAGGUUGGUCAAGCUCUUGAAGAAAAUAUGGAUGAAGACAUGUCAGAGAAAAUCAAAGUAGAGCCUCUGUAUUACUGGCAACAGACCGAAGAUGACUUGACAGUAACAAUACAGCUUCCAGAAAACAGUACUAAGGAGGACAUUCAAGUACAGUUUUUGCCUGAUCACAUCAACAUUGUGCUGAGGGAUCACCGAAUUUUAGAAGGAACACUCUAUUCGUCCAUUGAUCAUGAAAGCAGUACAUGGAUAAUUAAGGAGAAUGAUAGCUUGGAGAUUUCCUUGAUGAAGAAGAAUGAAGGACUCACAUGGCCAGAGCUAAUAGUUGGUGAUAAACAAGGGGAACUGAUAAGAGACUCAGCCCAGUGUGCUGCAAUAGCUGAACGUUUGAUGCAUUUGACCUCUGAAGAACUGAAUCCAAAUCCAGAUAAAGAAAAACCUCCUUGUAAUGCUCAAGAGUUAGAGGAAUGUGACAUUUUCUUUGAAGAGAGCUCCAGUUUAUGCAGAUUUGAUGGCAAUACAUUAAAAACUACUCAUGUGGUGAAUCUUGGAAGCAACCAGUAUCUUUUCUCUGUCAUACUGGAUCCUAAAGAAAUGCCCUGCUUCUGUUUGCGCCAUGAUGUCGACGCCCUUCUCUGGCAGCCUCACUCCAGCAAACAAGAGGAUAUGUGGGAGCACGUUGCAACUUUCAAUGCUUUAGGCUAUGUCCAAGCAUCAAAGAGAGACAAAAAAUUUUUCGCCUGUGCUCCAAAUUACUCGUAUGCUGCCCUUUGUGAGUGCCUUCGUCGAGUAUUUAUCUAUCGUCAGCCUGUUCCUAUGUCUACUGUACUUUACAACAGAAAGGAAGGCAGGCAAGUGGGGCAGGUUGCUAAGCAGCAGGUAGCAAGCCUAGAAACCAAUGAUCCUAUUUUAGGCUUUCAGGCAACAAACGAGAGAUUAUUUGUUCUCACUACCAAAAACCUCUUUCUAAUAAAAGUAAAUACAGAGAAUUAAUUAUUACAACAAAUUGGCUUCUCCUUGGUGGAAAAGUAUUCAGUGGUAGCUGGAGGUCUAGGCAGUUGUACUGUAACCUGUAAUGUGUUAAGUAAAAAAUACCUUAUAUGAACUUUUUAUUUUUUAAAGAAUAUUGGAAAUGUAUUCAAAAGAUUAUGAUUCUGUGAAAACUAUGGAAUGAAGCUACAGAUUUAAAGAACAUUGAUCUCUGUAAAAAUGUAAAGAUAAUAUUAGUAAGUACAAUUAUUUUUUAAGGCUAGAAUCUCUUCUUUUAUAUGGAAGAUGUACAAUUCAGUGUUUAAAAAUAAAAAAUAUUUAUCAUGU
Molecule: messenger RNA, 2185 nt
Organism: Otolemur garnettii (small-eared galago)
Lineage: Eukaryota; Metazoa; Chordata; Mammalia; Primates; Galagidae
Gene: NUDCD1
Product: NudC domain containing 1
Exons: 10
Coding region: 110-1861 (583 amino acids)
Source: RefSeq, a predicted model, not a curated record